Molecule: messenger RNA, 1973 nt
Organism: Zingiber officinale
Lineage: Eukaryota; Viridiplantae; Streptophyta; Magnoliopsida; Zingiberales; Zingiberaceae
Product: probable alkaline/neutral invertase D
Exons: 5
Coding region: 151-1860 (569 amino acids)
Biological process (GO): sucrose catabolic process
Molecular function (GO): sucrose alpha-glucosidase activity; endo-alpha-N-acetylgalactosaminidase activity
Source: RefSeq, a predicted model, not a curated record
CGGCUCCAUUCCCUCCUUUUUUUCUCUUCCACUUUUCUACCUUCUCUAUAAAUUGCUCCCUCUUCUCUUUGAUCCCCUUCUUUCCUCUCUGUUUUAUCGAUUCUUCUUCGUCCCCUCUUGCCUUGCUCUGCAUCUUCUAGAUCGUCGCGGAUGCCUCCCUCGCGAAUGGUGGAAGUAGUGGAGAACGGGCGGCGCGACGCGAUGGGACUGCGUAAGGUUGACUCGCGCGCCUCGAUCACGGAGGCAGACGACCUCGACCUGGCGCGGCUUCCCGAUCGGCCGCGGAUCAAGAUCGAGCGGAAGAGAUCGUUCGACGAGCGCUCGCUCAGCGAGCACUUGGCCGGGGGGAGUCUCCGGCAGGUCGACAGCGUCGAGAGCAUUUUCUCCCUCGGAGGCCUGAGAUCUGUUCUGGACUCGCCGUCCUCGUUGGGGCACCACUCGUUCGAGCCGCACCCGAUGUUCGCGGAGGCCUGGGACGCGCUCCGGAAGUCCAUCGUGCUCUUCCGCGGCCAGCCGGUGGGCACCAUCGCUGCUCUGGAUCACGCAUCGGAAGAGGUCCUCAAUUAUGAUCAGGUUUUCGUCCGUGAUUUUGUGCCAAGUGCCAUGGCUUUCCUGAUGAACGGAGAGAACGACAUAGUGAAAAAUUUCCUCCUGAAGACUCUCCACCUCCAAGGGUGGGAGAAGAGGAUCGAUCGAUUCAAGCUCGGGGAAGGUGUGAUGCCUGCGAGCUUCAAAGUUCGCCACGAUCCUAUAAGGAAAAACGACAAUUUGACCGCGGAUUUCGGCGAGAGCGCAAUCGGAAGGGUUGCGCCUGUGGACUCCGGUUUCUGGUGGAUCAUUCUUCUCCGGGCGUACACAAAAGCCACAGGCGACAUGACUCUGGCAGAAUCACCGGAGUGCCAGAGAGGGAUGAGGCUCAUACUAGCCUUGUGUUUGUCCGAAGGCUUCGAAACAUUCCCGACCUUGCUCUGCGCCGACGGAUGCUCAAUGAUCGAUCGGAGAAUGGGAGUUUAUGGCUAUCCUAUCGAAAUCCAAGCCCUGUUCUUCAUGUCAUUGAGAUGUGCUCUAUCGAUGCUCAAACAAGACUCCGAAGGGAAGGAAUUCAUAGAGAGAAUCGUGAAACGCCUGCACGCCCUGAGCUACCACAUGCGGAACUAUUUCUGGCUUGAUUUCCAGCAGCUCAACGUCAUUUACAGAUACAAAACAGAGGAGUACUCUCACACGGCGGUGAACAAGUUCAACGUCAUUCCGGACUCCAUCCCCGAUUGGAUCUUCGACUUCAUGCCGAACCGCGGUGGGUACUUCAUCGGGAAUGUGAGCCCCGCGAGAAUGGACUUCAGAUGGUUUGCGCUCGGCAACUGCAUUGCGAUUCUGUCUUCGCUCGCGACUCCGGAGCAGUCGGCGGCGAUCAUGGACCUGCUGGAAGAAAGAUGGGAGGAGCUCAUCGGCGAGAUGCCGCUGAAGAUUGCGUACCCUGCUUUGGAGGGUCACGAAUGGCGGAUUGUGACAGGGUGCGACCCUAAAAACACCAGAUGGAGCUACCACAAUGGAGGAAGUUGGCCAGUGCUCCUCUGGCUCUUCACUGCCGCAUGCAUCAAAACCGGCCGUCCCCAAAUUGCCCAACGAGCCAUCGAUCUCGCAGAAAGCAGGCUGUCCAAGGACGGCUGGCCCGAGUACUACGACGGCAAGACAGGCCGAUACGUCGGCAAACAAGCGAGGAAGUUCCAGACAUGGUCCAUCGCGGGCUACUUGGUAGCGAAAAUGAUGCUCGAAGACCCUUCGCAUCUCGGCAUGAUCUCUUUGGAGGAGGACAGGGCCAUGAAGCCUCCUGUGAAGAGAUCUGCUUCAUGGACGAUCUGAAAGCCAGGAACUUGGAAGGAGAAGAUCAAUCCCUUUACACUAUUCUUUUUUCUUCUACGCCGAUUUGUUCUCUAUCUUUUCUUCUUUCUGCAAUUGCAAAAGCAUAUGUAUGA